Messenger RNA from Closterium sp. Naga37s-1, 1650 nucleotides. Lineage: Eukaryota; Viridiplantae; Streptophyta; Zygnematophyceae; Desmidiales; Closteriaceae. The record is from the annotation of a GenBank genome assembly.
AUGUUCUUCGUGGGGUCUAGGAGCACACCCACUGGCAGCGUGGAGGAUGCAGCCAUCGAGGCGGCCUGUGAGAGGCUCAGACAGGCAGGUAUGGCAAGCGGGGUGCGCGAGGGAAGGGCAACAGGAGGAGGAGGACUGGAGCUUGCAGCAUCAACUGCACCAGCAACACGGCCUCCUGCUCCCAGUGUUGCCGCUGUCUCGGCCCUGGCUGGGUCUUCUCUUGGCAGGAGCGGUUCCACCGGCAACAGUGAUUGGCUCAAUCCUGGCCUCGUUUCUGUCAACGGCAGUGCGAUGCUGAGCAGCGGUCCUUCUGGCCUCGUGCCUGUAACCACAGACCCCGCUCUUGGUCUCUUCACGUAUCGGGUUGCUUGCAUCUUGCAGUGGCUUCGGAUCUACGGCUCAUAUUUCAUCUCCACAACGAUGUGCUGCAAGAACAACCCACAGGGAAGGGUCCUGCCCAUGCUCCACCCGGUUCGAGAUCUUCCGAACCUGUUGGCCAGGUUCGGCGCCGUUCUCCAGCCUACGGUCGGAAGCAGCUGCUUUCCUGAAUGGGAGGAGUGGCCCCAGGGGGACGAAGCUACUAUGAACUUUCCUGAUGACCCAAGCACCAGAUGUUUCUGGCUGGGCCGUGCGGAUGGCAGACAGGGUCUCGAGAACAAUGGCCAUCCUUCAGCUGCAAUGCAGCAGGGAAGAACCCGGAAAACGCGGAAAGCUCCCAGCAAAGAACCGCUUCCUCCUCCUCGGAGCGAUAUGCGUCCCAUCCUGCGCUGCAGGGCAGAUGCGGACUUGAUAGUUGAGUUUGCCGGUAUGCUCUUUGAGCCACCGGUGUGCGCCCACUGCAGCGCAUGCAUCGUCACAUACACUCUCCUAGUCCCCUUUGUCGCUCUCGUUGCCAACUUCGCCUACCGCCCCGCCUCCGUCCUUCUCGACCACUUCGUCUCCGUCUUCCCGCCCCACACCGCUGAGUUUCACGAUGUUGUUCCGGUCUCCUUCCUGCUCGCCCUUGCCCUUUUCUUCCCUAAGGAGCUCUUGCAGCAGAGUGGGAUUCAAGGCGAGCUGAACUCGUGGGCUGCUGGAAGAGGCUAUGGGGCGAAAGGGAAGGCUGGCAGGAGGAGGGCGAGGAGUGGGGACUGUGUGGACGGUGGGGAAGUGGGGGGAGGUGGGCUUGGUGAAGGUGAUCGUGGGGGUGUGUGGGAGGAGGUGCAGUCAUGGUCCGUGGUGGCAAUGCUACCGGCCGGUGCCAUGGAGGGAGGCGGGCCCGCCUGCAGCGGCAGCCAGGCAAUGAAGCGUGCUACAACCGCACACAAGAGAUUGAUUGCCAAUAUGUUUGACUGCUCUCUGCUUCCCAGGUUCUGUGAAGACGUGAAGCACAUGAGCGGGCGUGGCAGUGCCUGUGGCAGUAGCGGCAGCAAACGGAAGAGCAAGAAAGCGGAGGAGGCGGCUUAUUUGAAGGCAUGGCCGGGGGGAGUCAAUCUGGUGGCUUGUCUGCGAGAGAUGCUGCUGGGGGAGCCUUGCUACCAACCGGCCUCCGAUGCUGCUUGCUCCACCUCAAGUGCUGUAAGCACCCGUGCUGCGUCGUCAGUUGCUGCAUCAGGAUGCUCAGCUACUGCUGCACUUCUUCUGACGAGUCAACCACUAUCGCUGCACUGA